Verticillium alfalfae VaMs.102 is the source of this 1365-nucleotide messenger RNA. RefSeq lists its product as hypothetical. NCBI's taxonomy places the organism in Eukaryota, Fungi, Ascomycota, Sordariomycetes, Glomerellales, Plectosphaerellaceae. The transcript has a single exon. Gene Ontology annotation, biological process: proteolysis. The record is from RefSeq and is a predicted model, not a curated record. Bases 1 to 1365 code for a protein of 454 amino acids. Gene Ontology annotation, molecular function: metallopeptidase activity.
AUGGCUCCCACCCGGCCCCAGUCAUGUGCCCAUAAGCGACUUUACACGGGUGUCUCUCCGCAUGCGACUGAAGCUGGUUAUGUUUACCCCAGCAUUGAAGAGCGGCUGAGUGAGGCGAGCCAUUCUAAGCAACCCUCCAACUAUACUGCCCCUGAGGACAUUCCCAGCUCUUUAACGUUCCCCGCGCCGCUUGUGUUGCCAGGAGACGAUAUUGCCGAGGACCCCAAACAAGAUCCAGACGGGCUUCGGUCAUUUGCCCUGCGCAAAGGAAGAAACCGCGUCACAUCCACACGCAGUACAUUGUACGUGAUAGAGGCUCCCACAGUCUCAAAUGAGGUUUCGUUCAUGAAUGCCUGGCUAGAGCCCAAGGUUCCGCCUGAGUAUCCGCCGCCACCCGGGCUUCCGUCAAAUCUCACGCGUCCUGUUGCCUCUGACAUAGCCGCGUACCUCGAGGCUUUUUACCACGGCCUUUCCAUCAAGACCCUCAAGUCGCACUACACCUUUGUCACCUGGCCUACAGCACAGCCUUCGUCCUCGGGCUCAUAUGUAGGCCUUGCCGAUCCAUCAGGUGAUUGCACCCGUAUCCGUCAUCGUCCCUCGCCCGAUGCCGUCUCACACCAGUUGAACCUCGGCGACCUCCUCGACGCCCUUCUCGCGGCGCCCCUGCCAGAAGACGCCUACGCCGUCAUGCUUCUUACCCACCACGACACCUACGAGUCUCCCUCCGAUGACUUCUGCUGCGGCCGUGCCUACGGGGCCUCACGCAUCUGCCUCGUCUCUUCGUUCCGGUACAAUCCGGCCCUCGACGCGCACAACGACGUCGACCGCUCGCACGCCUGGCCCGCCUCGCACUGCGCGUGGUGGAUCGAAGCCGUGUGCGAUCACGAAGGCGAAACGUCCGAAUCGGCAACACCUGCUGAGGGAGGCCUCCGCGCGGCGGUCUUGGCCGCGCGGAGCGGUAUGGUGCCACGGGGCAAGGGCGGUUGGAGUGCAGUCUGGCUUGCGAGUGUCUGUCGGACAGCGAGCCAUGAGCUCGGGCAUUGCCUUGGGUUGGCGCACUGUGCGCUCUAUGCUUGCGUCAUGCAGAGUACGGCUGGGGUUGGCGAGGAUGGCCGGCAGCCGCCGUACCUGUGUCCCGUAUGUCUUGCCAAGACGGCGUAUGCUGUCGUUGGGGAAGCAGUGAAAGGCAGAGGGAAAGAGAAGGUUGUUGAGAUGGAGCGGCGGGAGAAGGUGUGGAUGGUGGAAAGGUAUCGGCGGAUACAGACUUACUCGGCGCAGUGGAAGGGGACGGGAACAGGCAUGUUGAAGGGGUAUGGGGCUUGGGCUGGCCACAGAGUCAAAGAGCUGGCAGAAAGACAGUCGUAG